This is a messenger RNA of Penicillium odoratum, 912 nucleotides long. Its product is annotated as putative sister chromatid cohesion protein Dcc1. The coding region runs from base 1 to 912 and encodes 303 amino acids. The record is from RefSeq and is a predicted model, not a curated record. Gene Ontology annotation, biological process: mitotic sister chromatid cohesion; maintenance of mitotic sister chromatid cohesion. The transcript has 2 exons. NCBI's taxonomy places the organism in Eukaryota, Fungi, Ascomycota, Eurotiomycetes, Eurotiales, Aspergillaceae. Gene Ontology annotation, cellular component: nucleus; chromosome, centromeric region; chromatin.
AUGGCCACUCAAGAUUCACGUGGUAUUCUAUUCACACAUACUCAGCAUCAACAGGGGUUUCGGCUGCUAGAACUCUCACUAGAUCUGGAGGCGCUACUUACAGCUAAAGAUGCUCCCGUAUUGGAACUCAAAUCGCCUUCUUCUGCCCUCGCACAAGCGGUCGUAGAUCCCAGCGCCCAAGAAUACGUCAACCUCUGCACUCCCACAGCAACCUAUCGUAUCCGCCAAGUCCAAUCGUCAAAUUCACUCCAUAUCCUACGCCCCAGUCCCGGUAACAUCUCCCAAGCGGACAUCAAAGUUGUUGAAGACGAAGAUGAAGAAACUGGCGUCUUGAAGCUUCCCGAUGAUUCAGUGAGCACCAUUGCGAAGAUCGGAUCAACACUAGAGCUUUAUGUGCCACCAGAAGGAUUUUCGGCUAUUCCGUUCCUGGAGAAAAGUCUACAGCUUUACGAUCCGCGUACCGGGGAUGAGGAUGAGGAUGUCAUGAUGGACGAGCCUUCGAGUGCGGGGGAUAAGGGCCCCACUGAGGUACGAAGGUUGAGGGAUCUUUUGUGCGCGGAUAUCCCUGUCUCUGCAGCGCAAUGCGAGCAGGGGUGGGUUGAAAUCUGUGCAUUUAUAGAUGGCAAGCAUGAGUUGGCGUGCUGGAGACCUUCGGCGCGGAUGCGUUUGAAUGUGUGGAAGCGUCUGGUGGAGGGCGCGAUUUUGCAGGGUAUUGAUCUGGAAAAACAGUUCCUCGUUGGGGAUUUAUGGAAAUCGGUUCUUGAUGAUGAUGAUACGUCGGAACCGUUCCCAAAAGCCUGUCUUGAGGCGGUGGUGAGAAAGCUCUGUACAGCGGAUGAGCGACCAGCGCUAGCGGAUGAGAUGAAAUGUGAGGAUACGCCGCUAGGCCUUGAUUUCAACGAUCCAAUUUGA